AUGACGUCCCCGAUCACCUGCCAUGUCCUCGACAGUGCACUUGGCAGGCCAGCUGAAGGUGUAGAGGUCCGUCUGGAGCUGCUCAGUGAUCGCGACGACGGCACUAACAGCUCAGAGCUGCUUGGCACAGGCCAAACAAAUGCAGACGGACGCUGCACCAGCCUCCUCCCAUCGUCACACACCCUGACCUCCGCAUCGUCGUAUCGUCUCACAUUCCUCACUGGCCCCUACUUCGCUCGAGACGCACGCAAGACCUUCUAUCCGCGCGUGGAGAUCCUGUUCACUGUGAGCGAACCGGCAGAGAAGCAUUAUCAUGUACCACUGCUUUUGAGCCCCUUUGGUUAUACGACCUAUAGGGGUUCGUGA
Jaminaea rosea is the source of this 366-nucleotide messenger RNA. RefSeq names its product Hydroxyisourate hydrolase. Gene Ontology annotation, biological process: purine nucleobase metabolic process. NCBI's taxonomy places the organism in Eukaryota, Fungi, Basidiomycota, Exobasidiomycetes, Microstromatales. The record is from RefSeq and is a predicted model, not a curated record. Gene Ontology annotation, molecular function: hydroxyisourate hydrolase activity. The transcript has 2 exons. The coding region runs from base 1 to 366 and encodes 121 amino acids.